Messenger RNA from Hevea brasiliensis (rubber tree), 2385 nucleotides. Its product is annotated as disease resistance protein RPV1-like. The transcript is spliced from 4 exons. Bases 3 to 2303 code for a protein of 766 amino acids. The record is from RefSeq and is a predicted model, not a curated record. Gene Ontology annotation, molecular function: ADP binding. Lineage: Eukaryota; Viridiplantae; Streptophyta; Magnoliopsida; Malpighiales; Euphorbiaceae. Gene Ontology annotation, biological process: defense response.
UUAUGAAGAUCAAGGAUGCUAUGUGUUGCAGGAAAGUUAUCAUUAUUCUUGAUAAUGUGGAUAAUUCAGAACAAUUCAAAUCCAUUAUUGGUAAACAAGAGUGGCUGUCGUCGGGAAGUAAAAUCAUCGUCACAACUCGAUUGAAGUGUUUGUUAAGUGAAGGUUGUUGGAAACUUCACAUUAAGCCAUUGAGUGUUAAAAAGUCACAUAAACUCUUCGCCUUGCAUGCCUUUGGACGAGAAGAUUCUCCUGAAAAUUUCGAUGAGCACUCUGAACGUGUAGUGAGCCUUUGUGAUGGUCUUCCAUUAGCUCUUCGUGUUUUAGGCUCCUUUCUUCGUCGCAGAAGUAUAGAUGAAUGGAAAAGUGAGAUUAAGGAACUGCAAGAAAUUCCUGAUAGUCGAAUUCAAAAGAUUCUCAGAAAAAGCUUUGAUUCUCUACAUAAUGAUCGUCAUCGAAGCAUAUUUCUUCACAUAGUUUUUUUCUUUAUUGGGUGGGAUAAAGAUGUUGUAGUUAAAAUUUUAGAGGGAUGUGGCUUCGAAGCAAUAAUUGGAGUUCAACAUCUCUUGGAUAGAUGUCUCAUUGAAAUCAAUGAAAGAAACAACCUAGCGAUGCAUCAGUUGAUUAGAGACAUGGGUAGGGAAGUUGUUCGCCAAGAAUCUCCUGAUGAACCGGGGGAGCGCAGUAGAAUAUGUAAUCAUAAAGAGGUAUUUAGGGUGUUGACAGAAAAAACCGGUACCAAGACAAUUAGGGGCCUCAUUCUUGACAUGCAUUUGUUAAGAGAAGAGAAACAUGUCGGCCCAAUUUCAAAUUAUGGAAAUUACAGUCAUGAAAAUUCGGUGGAGGAAUCAGUGCUUGGUUGUGAAGAUAAUCGUUCAAUGCAUGAUCGUCUUGGUGGCAUCGUUAGGCAACGGAUUGUGAAUUGUAUCCCAAAAACCUCAUCUACCUCCGCAGAUGUGAUAAAAACAGAGGCAUUUGCAAACAUGCGCCAAUUAAAUGUGCUCCUGCUCGAUGAUGUUAAGCUUGAUGGAGGAUAUGAAGAUUUUCCAAAACACUUGGUGUGCCUGCGUUGGCUCAGAUUCCCUUUGAACUCUAUGCCAACGUGUUUAAAUGUGGAGAAACUUGUUGUUCUUGAUAUGCGGUAUAGCAGGCUAAAACAUGCUUGGCAGGGAAAGUCCUUUCCAUGCUUGAAGAUCCUUGACCUAAGUCACUCUCAUUUACUCACUACAACCCCUGACUUCACGGGACUACCUGGUCUUGAGAGUUUGCUGCUUAAAGAUUGUAUAAACUUAGUCAAGAUUGACGAUUCUAUUGCAGUCCUAAGGGCACUUGUCUUGUUAAAUCUUGAAGGCUGCGCAAAACUCAAGGAGCUUCCAAAGACAAUUUCUGAUUUGAAAUCACUUGAAGAACUAUAUUUGACUGGUUGCUCAGAACUUAAAGUGCUACCCAAAGUGCUGGCUCAGAUGGAAUCCUUGAAGGUGUUUUUUGCUGGUGGAAUUACCUUGAAUGAAUUAAGCUUUAGCUCGAGAGAUGUAAGGGGGCCUUGGUCUUGGUUAUCAGGCAGAGAAGGUCCAGAAUCCACUAUGUUUUCAUCUGCUUUUCUUCCACGUUCUUUGACCCAUUUGAUCCUUCCAAACUGCAAUUUAUCAGAUGGUAAAUUUACCACGGAUCUUCAUUUGCCGUCUUUGAGACAUUUAGUUCUGCGUGAUAACCCACUUAAUACUAUAUCGGCUGAAAUUCCUGGGCUCCCUUCACUCGUAUAUCUUGAUAUAACGCUGUGCAACAACUCCAACGUUAUUAUAAAGGUUCCUACGAGUAUAGAGGAACUGAAUUGGAUAGGGCGGUCAGUUACAAGUCUGUCGGACUUGCUGCGUUUUGGGUUAGAGCACAUCUCCAGUGGUCGUGAAAACCGGUUCACGGAAUCGUUCCCUCAAAAUGUUGUGCAGCCUGGUCAAUCGGAUUGGCCGCAUAUCCUGGUGAAAACCAUUAUCAUGAACAAUAAUGAUUGGUACCACAUGCAUCUGGAGGAUGGUCCUCGGCCACGUGUAAUACUACAGGAGAAUACUUCGGGUCCUUCGCGUCAGACUGUGCUUGAUCCGAGCUUACUUCUUUGGGAUAUGCGUAAGGAGAAAUUAGCAAAGGUGGACAAGGGAUAUAUGAAGAUCGGGAGAUUGUUGGCUGACGAGGAAGUUCCCAUUGAAAGUUUGUUGUCCCAUCAAGAAGGGGGUGAUGAAUUGGGUACUUUAGACCUUGAUGAAUUGGGUACUUUAGACCUUGAAAAGUACCUUGAAAAGUACCUUGAUUGAUUGGGUACUUUAGACAAUUUUUCAAGUAUUGAUUAAGAUUUUCUAAAAAAUAUCUUGAUAAAAAAUUGAGGCUUUACACUUC